Messenger RNA from Cicer arietinum (chickpea), 1795 nucleotides. Its product is annotated as serine/threonine-protein kinase 52-like. Gene Ontology annotation, biological process: protein phosphorylation. The record is from RefSeq and is a predicted model, not a curated record. Gene Ontology annotation, cellular component: plasma membrane. NCBI's taxonomy places the organism in Eukaryota, Viridiplantae, Streptophyta, Magnoliopsida, Fabales, Fabaceae. Gene Ontology annotation, molecular function: protein serine/threonine kinase activity; ATP binding.
AAAAAUGGAAAAGAGGAGAAGGGAGUGAAGUGGGUCAGAGGCACACGUUUAGAAGAGGCAAUUCCAUGUGCCCACAUGGAUGAGGGAAACAGGAGAACCAAGGAACAACAGCACGAAGAAGACGAUUAAUCAAUCAAUAACAACCAACACAACUCAAACCCUAAUAUUUCUCAUCUUUAAUUAUUAUUUUUCUCGCACUUAACCCAAUUAUCAUAUUAUAUACCUAAAUUAUCAGAAGAUAGAAGAAUUAGAAGAAGAUGAAGGAAAGCAGUGAUGGUUUUGUAAGAGCGGAUCAGAUUGAUCUGAAGAGCAUAGAUGAACAGCUUGAGAGGCAUCUCAACAAGGUGUUGACUAUUGACAAGAAAAAGCGCGUUGAAGAAGAAGAUUCUGCUACUUCUGCUACCUCUGAUCACGUUCGUGUUCACACCAGCGCCACUACUUCUCCAACAUCCAUCAAGUUCAAAACUAACUUCAAGAAGCAAAAACAAGAAUGGGAAAUUGAUCCUUCCAAACUUAUCAUCAAGAGUGUUAUUGCUCGUGGCACUUUUGGCACUGUUCAUCGUGGUGUCUAUGAUUCUCUAGAUGUUGCUGUUAAAUUGCUUGAUUGGGGUGAAGAAGGCCAAAGGACAGAAGCUGAGGUUUCUUCACUGAGGGCAGCCUUCAUACAGGAAGUUGCUGUUUGGCAUAAACUUGAUCAUCCCAAUGUCACUAAGUUUAUAGGGGCAACAAUGGGAUCUGCAGAAUUGCAGAUUCAAACUGAUAGUGGCCUAAUUAGCAUGCCAAACAAUGUCUGUUGUGUUGUUGUGGAGUAUCUUGCUGGAGGUACGUUGAAAUCAUACCUAAUAAAGAACAGAAGGAGGAAAUUAGCUUUUAAGGUUGUCAUCCAGCUGGCGCUUGAUUUAGCAAGAGGGCUGAGUUAUCUUCACUCUCAGAAGAUUGUCCACAGAGAUGUGAAGACAGAGAACAUGCUGCUGGAUAAGACUCGCACGGUUAAAAUUGCUGAUUUUGGGGUUGCACGAGUGGAAGCAUCAAAUCCCAAUGAUAUGACUGGGGAGACUGGAACUCUUGGUUAUAUGGCUCCAGAGGUUUUAAAUGGAAACCCCUAUAACAGGAAAUGUGACGUGUACAGUUUCGGCAUCUGUUUAUGGGAGACAUAUUGUUGUGACAUGCCGUAUCCUGACCUAAGUUUCUCAGAAAUUACUUCAGCUGUUGUUCGCCAGAAUUUGAGACCAGAAGUACCAAGAUGCUGCCCAAGUUCUCUUGCAAAUGUAAUGAAGAAAUGCUGGGACGCCAGUCCUGAUAAGCGGCCAGAGAUGGAUGAGGUAGUUUCGAUGCUGGAGGCCAUUGACACAUCCAAAGGUGGAGGUAUGAUCCCUAAUGAUCAGCAGCAGGGUUGUUUUUGCUUCCGCAAGCAUAGAGGGCCAUGAAGUUCUAUUAUGUAGUCCACAGCAAACAAUUUGGUCUAAGUGGUUUUUCACUAUUUGAAGAAUCAAAUUUGUAUCUAUGGUGAGAAUACAGAAAUUGGAUACUGUAAUGAAAUGAGGGAAAUACACAGUAGCAGGUAUAGGUUGGAGGAGCUGUGGUUUGAUGUGUAAAGCUGUACCUCUGAUUUUCUUUUACUCUUACCUUUUUUUUUUCUCCACCUUGGUUUGAGUUUUGUGGGUAUGAGUAUUAAUUUCAGCCAAUGUUGAGGAUUGGCAUUGUUGCCUCCUAGUUGGAUCUUCAUUAUAUUAUACUAUAUAUUAUAUACUGAUGCAAACUUGCAAUCAUAAUUGAUGUGAUUAAGUUGGAUCCA